Molecule: messenger RNA, 1880 nt
Organism: Populus trichocarpa (black cottonwood)
Lineage: Eukaryota; Viridiplantae; Streptophyta; Magnoliopsida; Malpighiales; Salicaceae
Product: polyadenylate-binding protein RBP47
Exons: 6
Coding region: 294-1583 (429 amino acids)
Cellular component (GO): cytosol
Molecular function (GO): mRNA binding
Source: RefSeq, a predicted model, not a curated record
GAAGCCAGGCAAGCGCAGCUGGCGGCGGAUCCAUGAGAGCAGAACUAACGGCUGUGAUCAAACCUCACUUCCUCGAUCCAACGGACUUAAACACAACAGCGCUUACACCUCCAUAAAAAAACACUCACUCUCCUAAACCUUCCUCUUAGACCCUAACCGUCUCCCUCUCCAUAUCCUUCUCUCCCUCUCCUUCUCUAAGCUCUCAGAUUUAUUUACAAUUUAAUUUAUAAAGAGAGAAAAAUAAAUAUUAUUUAUAUUCUUACACCAUUUUUUUUUUAUUUAAUAACAAUAAGAUGCAAUCCAGCGGUUCUGAUUCACAGACACAGCAAGAGCAGAAUCAACGGCAACAGCCGCCGCCUCCACCGCAGCAACAACAGUGGAUACCUAUACAGUACCCGGCGGCGGCUAUGGUAAUGCAGCAUCAAAUCAUACCGCCUCAGCAUUAUGGACCGCCGCGUCCACAACACUACCUGGCUGCCGCGUACCACCAGUACCAGCCGCAUCACCACCAUCUCCCGCAUGUACAACAACACACACAGAAGCAACAAAGAGAAGGGUCUGGGGAGAAUAAAACUAUAUGGAUUGGUGAUCUCCAUCACUGGAUGGAUGAAAAUUAUUUACAUUCCUGCUUUGUUUCCACUGGCGAGAUUGCUUCUAUCAAGGUUAUUCGCAAUAAGCAGACAGGUUUGUCCGAGGGCUAUGGAUUUGUGGAAUUUCUUACGCAUGCCACAGCUGAGAAAGUUCUACAGAACUAUGGUGGCAUUUUGAUGCCUAACACAGAACAGCCUUUUCGCCUCAAUUGGGCAACAUUUAGCACGGGUGAUAAGCGAUCAGAUAAUGCUCCUGAUCUUUCUAUAUUUGUAGGAGAUUUAGCUGCAGAUGUUACCGAUAGUUUGUUGCAGGAAACUUUUGUUAGCAAAUAUCCAUCCGUUAAAGCUGCAAAAGUUGUAUUUGACGCCAACACUGGCCGUUCAAAAGGUUAUGGUUUUGUGAGGUUUGGAGAUGAUAGUGAAAGAACACAGGCAAUGACUGAAAUGAAUGGUGUGUAUUGUUCGAGCAGGCCUAUGCGUAUUGGUGCUGCUACUCCCAGGAAGUCCUCUGGAUAUCAGCAACAAGGUGGAUAUGGAUCAAAUGGUGCCUCUGCCCAAGGCUUCCAAUCAGAUGGUGAUUCCAACAAUACAACAAUAUUUGUUGGAGGGCUUGACCCCAACGUCACUGAUGAAGAUCUCAAGCAGCCUUUCUCACAGUAUGGUGAGAUAGUGUCCGUUAAAAUUCCAGUCGGUAAAGGAUGUGGGUUUGUACAAUUUGCCAACAGGGAUAAUGCUGAAGAAGCAUUGCAGAAGUUGAAUGGAACAGUAAUUGGCAAGCAAACAGUGCGUCUUUCUUGGGGACGCAAUCCAGCAAAUAAGCAGUUUAGAGCAGAUUUUGGUAGCCCAUGGAAUGGGGCAUACUAUGGAGGACAGGUUUAUGAUGGUUAUGGAUAUGCUCUGCCACCGCCUCAUGAUCCAAGCAUGUAUGCUGCAGCAGCUGCGGCAUAUGGGGCUUACCCUAUAUAUGGCAGCCACCAGCAGCAAGUAAGCUGAGUGAAUUGCACCACGAAACAACACGGUAAUCAGUAUUUAUCAUGCUAGAAGGGGAAAACUUGGCUCAUUUCUCUGCAGUUCUAUUGGUUCUGUAGAUUUCUUAUAAAUCCCUCCAAUUUGUGGAGUGGAACUGAAUUUUGAUGACAUGAGGUAGUUUUGCAGGGAUUUAAUCGAUCAUUUGCUUAGAAUUACACUAGUUGGAAAGAAACUUUUAUCUAUUGGAAUAGAUUAGUUUGCAGGGUGCUGUCUUGAAUAAAAGUUGUGCUCUAGCGCGCAUCUGCCAAGCUCUUUUCCACA